AUGAAGUUUGGAAAACAACUUUUGAAUCAACAAAUUACAGAAUGGGCCUCUCACUACAUUAAUUACAAGGCUAUGAAAAAGAUCAUAAACAGCUUAAAAACCACAGCAGCAAUAACUACUUGCAAUAUCAGCAUCCGUAACAAUCGUAAUAUCAAUGGGAACGGCGGUAGAAAUGGAAGAUCAAUGCCGUCCUCAACAAUAAACGCAUUUGAUGCUCGAUAUCUUUCUACGAAAAGUGUUGAUGUUCGAAAUGACGGUGACAAUCAUCCAUCAAUCACAACCGAUGAUAAUCAAACGUUCCUGCAACAACAAAAAACCGCAUUUUUCUUCAAGCUUGAACGCGAGUUAGAAAAAGUCAACUCUUUCUACCUACAAAAAGAGGCAGAAUCCAGAGUUAGAUUACGAACCUUGAUUGACAAAAAGAAGAUUUUACUUGCACGCAAACGAAGAUUGUCUGCUGGAUCGGCGUCUCUGGUGGCUUUGAAAGAAGGAUUUCAGCAAUUUCAGCAGGAUUUAAAUAAGCUGCACCAAUUCAUUGAAAUCAACGCGACUGGAUUUCGCAAAAUUCUGAAAAAAUGGGAUAAACGAUCGAAAUCAAGCACCAAAGAACUCUAUCUUUCACGCCAAGUUGAAAUUCAGCCAUGCUUCAAUAGAGACAUUAUCGCCGAGCUAGCUGACAAUGCUCUCAGUAAUUUAUUAGAGCUAGAAGAUAUUGCGAGCGGUUUGUCGAAUAGUUCACCAUCAUCACCACAUUCACCGGAGCGAAAAUUAUCGAUUGGCGGAGAAUCCCAAACCACCGAUGUGAUUGAUGAUCUCGAGACGGAAUUAUUCAACGCUAUAAUGACGGGUCCGAUUUCAUCAGUUCAAGAAAUUCUCGAAAGGAUUCGAGAUCACCCAACCGGGGAGAAUUGCGAUCAGAUCUCACGUGUCUUUUGGCGAGCUUGCUCUGAAGGAUCCACAGAGUCAAUACAGUUAUUGGUUGAAACAGACCUUAUUAAUUACAAAUAUAUGGAUGAUAUUAGCGAUAGAACAUGUUUACACGAAGCAGCCAUCGUUGGUCGAUCUGCACUUACCAAACUAUGUGUUGAUCAUGGGGUGAAGGUCGAUUGUACUGACGUCUACGGUAGACAACCAUUACAUUAUGUCUGCAUGUAUGGUCAUAAUGAAGCGGCCACGUAUCUUUUAUCUGUGGGUGCUAAAAUCGAAAGUGUCGAUCACGACAGAUUUAGCCCAUUAAUUUACGCAGUCACUAACGGUCACACUAAAUGUGUGGAACUUUUACUUGAUAAUGGUGCACAUAUUGAACCACAGAAAGAAGGUGAUCAUAUUCCUUUAUCGCUGGCAUGUCAAUAUGGGCAUAAGGACAUUGCCCUGUUAUUACUUAAAAAAGGAGCUAAAAUUUCCGCUGAUAUAGAAGGUCUUUAUCCUUUACAUUUGACUUCACGCGAAGGACACCAUGAGCUAUCGAAAAUCCUGACAGAGCACGGCGCUCUAUUAGACACAGUUGACAAAUAUAAUGGAUGGUCACCCAUUUUCUAUGCCGCUAGCGAAGGUCAUAUCAAAUGCGUCAAAGUUCUAUUGGAUGCAAGAUGUGAGGUGAAUAUUAAAGAUGAAUCGGGACGCACGGCAAUUUACUAUGCUGCCUGGGAGGGUCAUAUCGAAUGCAUCAAUUUAUUAAAUUCCGCUGGUGGGCGUGUCAAUGUUACCGAAAAUCAAGUUCAACAUGUUCAAUCAAAUGGCCAUCAAUCAAAUGGUCAUCAAUCAAAUGGUCAUCAACCAAAUGGUCAUCAACCAAAUGGUCAUCAACCAAAUGGUCAUCAAUCAAAUGGUCAUCAAUCAAAUGGUCACACGCAUAUGAUUGACGAUCGAGAAAGGCUUGAUGUGAAUACAAUACCAUCACUUUUACUUCCACCACCUAUCAUACCUGUACGAAUUUAUGGGCAUAAUUAUUUGGAUAAAAAAUAUCAUGUUCAAGUCACACUUGGACAUAAUUCCGCUAACUUAUCGAGACCUCCCGUUCACCUUUAUGGAAAUAGUCAAAUAUCUUCAUGGAAACUUAUAAUCUCUUCAAAACCAGACAUGGGAAUGAUUCCGCACAGUGUUAUUCUACCUUUGGGAGAUGACAGAGAAGUGUUCUCUUUCCAACUCGACACUCUCGAGAAUUUCACAUUGGAAUUCGAUAUCUUUCCCACCUUUGGAUCACGUGUGAUUGGCAAAGGAGUAGUUUUACCAUACGUGUUUGAUGAACAAGAACGUAUAAAUAAUCUAAUGACCGGAGAAACAGGAGGAAGAUGUAUUUGUCCAUUAUUUGAUACGCAUUUGAAAGUAGUCGGUGAGGUUUCUUUUGAGUUUGCGAUCGUAAAACCAUUCCGAGGCGUACAACUUGAAAUUGGAGGACGAGUUGAAACUUAUUGGAAGUCUACGAAUCCAAUCACCCGUUCCAAUUCUUCUCUUGUACAACCACAGGCUCCAAGCGGAAUCACAGCAUCAUUCAUCACUGCCUCGUCCCUUUCCGAUGAAUAUAUUCGAAUUGUGGUUCAAGUCACGAGAGAUAUGAUCGCAGUAGUAUAUUCAGAUUGGAUGCUUCCCGUGGAUGAAUUUGACCUGAGUGUUUCCGAUGUAACGUAUAAACAAUUUAAAACAAUGAGUGAAAAAAUUUUGAAUGGAAAUAAAGAAUCAGUCGACUUUAAAAAGGAAAAAAACAAAGCUGAAUUGCAGAAAAUGGUUCAUAAAGCUUACUUAUCUUUGGAAGAAGUUUUAGAGCGUUUGCCCCUUGAUAUUGGCGUGAAUAUCGAAAUUAAAUACCCUACUGUUUAUGAAAUGUCAAAUUACUUGUUUUCCGACAUACCAGAUAUUAACGCAUACGUCGAUACGAUAUUGCAAUCGGUAUAUGACCAAGCUCAAGCAACUAGUGGAAAUGGCAUCGGCACCUUUAUUCGUACACCACCGGUGAAACGUUCCGUAAUAUUUUCGUCAUUUAAUCCCGCGAUAUGUUCCGCAGUAAAUUGGAAACAACCAAAUUAUGCGGUCUUUUUCAAUUCUAAUUGCGGAUUCGAAAAUGAUACGAUUAAUCGAGGAAAAAAACGAAAGGCACGUAGCGAGCGCAAUGUAGAUGAAGAUGCCAUAUAUGAAGAAGUUAUAGUUCGAGACAAACGAUGUACUUCAAUCAAGGAAGCAGUCAAAUUUGCAAAAAGUAAUAAUCUUUUGGGUAUAAUCUGCGAAGCAACAUUACUGAUACAAGUACCCACUCUAAUAACAAACGUCAAGAAGGCUGGAUUAAUGCUAAUUACCUUUGGUAGCGCAAAUAAUGAUUACCGCAACACGCGAAUACAAGAACGAUAUGGUGUAGACGCGAUCAUGAUUGAUGGCGUGAUAAAAUACGAUAAUCGACAGAACGUGUUUUAA
This is a messenger RNA of Ambispora gerdemannii, 3405 nucleotides long. The record is from the annotation of a GenBank genome assembly. Lineage: Eukaryota; Fungi; Glomeromycota; Glomeromycetes; Archaeosporales; Ambisporaceae.